This is a messenger RNA of Dermacentor silvarum, 779 nucleotides long. RefSeq lists its product as uncharacterized. Bases 151 to 771 code for a protein of 206 amino acids. The transcript is spliced from 2 exons. The record is from RefSeq and is a predicted model, not a curated record. Lineage: Eukaryota; Metazoa; Arthropoda; Arachnida; Ixodida; Ixodidae.
GCUAUGGGACAACAUGAAGCAGCGAUGGAAAAGAGAAAAAGUAAAGCAAAUAAGGGAUGCCAUGGCUACAGGUAAGAUUGUGCCAUAUUAGAGUUUGUACUUGUGUUCGAGCCGGGGUCUAUUGCAGGAGGUGGGCCGCCGCCGGAACCGAUGGAUGAUCGGCUGUUGCAGAUCGAGGCUGCAGUUCCCCAUCUGUCGGAACGGGUCAACAACCCCUACGAUAGCGACCGACCACCAUCAACGCAACCGGGCGAUCGCGUGGCCGAUAUAAUCGCCAGAAUGACCCAGAGCAACGAGGAGGACAGUGACGACGAUCGUACCCUGGAAUUAAGCAGCACUGACUAUUUGUACAUGGAUUCUGCAAAUGCAAGAUCCCCGUUACCAGCAGACCCUACUGAGGGCUCAUCUGAGCCUGUGCAAGCCACACAGCAAGCCUCUCAGCCGACUCAGUGCACUACAACCCAGUCAGCGUCGUCGCACGAAACAGCGGUUAGCCGGCGUGCACUUUUGCAGCAGACGCUAUCCACUGAACUGGACUCCCGGCUGCAAGCGUUGCAGGAUGAAAGAUUUCAAAGAGCCACAGAGCACAAAGCCAGAAUGAGAAUGAUGCAAGAGGAACAUGGAUGGAAAAGACAGCAAUAUGCUGAUGAGGAGAAGAAAAGAAGUUAUUUGCACAGGAUGCAAUUGCGGCUUCUGAGGGCUAAACUGAAGGUCUCCUCAAUGAAAGCGGAAGUUCUUGCCAAGCAGCUGGCCGGUGAUGAGGCAAACUAGCUCUAAAU